AUGUGGAGCUCCAGAGUCCGACAACCCGCUAUACGGUGUCUUCAAGGCACUACAGCUUCCGCCAGCUCCUUUGCGAGGCGACGCGCCGCGCCCGCUCCGUCUGGCGGUCCCCGGAAUACCAUUCGAAGGCCGCCGCCCAUUCGAAGAGACCCAGAACCUUCAGAUGCCCCGACAGGAAACACCGGCGCGCCUGUUGAAGACUACGAUCCCGCACAGAACACGCUGCUCUCACCCGUUUAUAUCCCUGAAGACCCGAAUGGUGUGCUCAAGGAAUCGCAUCCCGCCACUGGGAUCCUCGCGAAUUCUGGACUUGUCGUGCAACGGCAGCUCGAGUUGAUGAAUGUGAUGAUUGGCUUUGAACAAGCGAAUAAGUACGUUAUUCUCGAUGCCGCAGGUAACCAUGUUGGAUACAUGGCGGAACAGGAGAAGGGGAUUGCAAGCAUGAUGAUGCGACAAUGGUUCCGUACACACCGUGGCUUCGUGACGCAUGUAUUUGAUAGGCACGAGAAUGAAGUGCUCCGUUUUCAUCGACCAUUUUCAUGGAUCAACUCGCGGAUUCGAGUCUAUGACCCCGUUGAUGCUGCCAGUCAUACCGCAUAUUCUGCCUCCGCUGCUCUCCAAUAUAACAACCCCAGUGCUCUUGCUCAGGCUGCGGACCCGGCCAAUGCCAGACUGUCGCAGCUUGCACUUGACCAAAUGCGUGUCAUCGGAGAAGCACAACAACAAUGGGCGCCACUGCGACGGAAAUACAAUCUCUUCACUUACCAACACUCGCCCGAUCCCGCGACCGACAUGGGAACUCAGCAGAUACCUCUGGCGCAAACCGGACUGUCGAAUGCGCAGCAAGCGCAAUUAGCCCGCGCGUCAGAAGGAGGGCGAGAUCUCGGCGCGUACAGCCAAUUCGCCUAUGUCGAUGAGCCCUUUCUAUCAUGGGACUUUUCCCUGCGGUCCGCUGAUAGCCGCUUGAUCGGUUCCGUCAACCGUGACUUUGUUGGAUUUGCUCGGGAAAUCUUCACAGAUACCGGUGUCUACGCUUUGCGGAUGGACUCUGCAGCCCUCAAGCCCGCCGAAGAAGCCGAACAGAACACCUCGAUUACCGCCAUGACUCUUGACCAGCGUGCCGUUAUGCUGGCGACCGCCGUUAGCAUUGAUUUCGAUUACUUCAGCCGUCACAGUGGCUCUGGGGGCCUCGGGUUUUUCCCAAUGUGGUUUCCCGGCGGUGAUCUUACAGCUGGUGGUGCCGCCGCGGGUGAGGCUGGAGCUGUAGGUGAAGCCGCCGCCGGAACCCUCGGUAGAGGAGCCGCUGGAAGCAUGGCUGAAGGCGCUGCUGCCGGUGCUGUUGGUGCCGGUACCAUCGCAGGAGUUGAUGCCAUGAGGUCUAGAGGUGAGGCGGCCCAAAACCAACCGCAAGGUGAUACACCUAGUCAGCACUCGCAGGGGAACACCCAGACGGGCCCGUAUGGAGACACCUGGGCGCCGGAAGAAAAACACGAAGAUCAGUCUUCUAAAAACCCAUCGUCUGACAGUGACGGAGAGGAUGGAGGUGAUGGGGGUGAUGGGGGUGACGGAAAUGAUUGGUUUGAUUUCUUCUAA
Molecule: messenger RNA, 1593 nt
Organism: Aspergillus mulundensis
Lineage: Eukaryota; Fungi; Ascomycota; Eurotiomycetes; Eurotiales; Aspergillaceae
Product: scramblase family protein
Exons: 3
Coding region: 1-1593 (530 amino acids)
Biological process (GO): plasma membrane phospholipid scrambling
Cellular component (GO): plasma membrane
Molecular function (GO): phospholipid scramblase activity
Source: RefSeq, a predicted model, not a curated record